Cornus florida is the source of this 1131-nucleotide messenger RNA. Its product is annotated as MADS-box protein SVP-like. The record is from RefSeq and is a predicted model, not a curated record. NCBI's taxonomy places the organism in Eukaryota, Viridiplantae, Streptophyta, Magnoliopsida, Cornales, Cornaceae. Gene Ontology annotation, biological process: positive regulation of transcription by RNA polymerase II. Gene Ontology annotation, cellular component: nucleus. Bases 187 to 864 code for a protein of 225 amino acids. The transcript is spliced from 9 exons. Gene Ontology annotation, molecular function: RNA polymerase II cis-regulatory region sequence-specific DNA binding; DNA-binding transcription factor activity, RNA polymerase II-specific; protein dimerization activity.
UUUGCUAUAUAAAGAAAGCUCCUUUUUCUUUUUUUUUUUGUCGGUAAAUGAAAACUCCUUUUCCUUGAGGUGUCAUUCCACCCACUCUCUCUCUCUCUCUCUCUCUAGUUUUCUCUCUCUAGAAUUCACAUCUUUCUCCCCAAUUAGCAGUGGGUUUUGGGAGAACCUUUGAUAAAACGGUUAGGAAUGGGGAGAGAGAAGAUAAAGAUCAAGAAGAUCGAGAACAUGGCGGCGAGGCAGGUGACCUUCUGUAAGAGACGUGGAGGGGUUGUCAAGAAAGCUAAGGAGCUGGCUGUUCUUUGUGAUGCCCAAGUUGGUCUCGUUAUCUUCUCUGCAACCGGAAAGCUCCUCGAGUAUUCCAGCUCAAGGAUGAGAGAUAUACUUCAGAGACAUCAUAUGCAUUCAAAUAACCUCAGAGAAAUGGACCUAUCUUCAGUUCAACUGCAGGAGCAUGAGAAUCACAUGAAAUUGAGCAAGGAAGAUGCAGAUAUGAACCAUCAAUUGAGGCAGAUGAUGGGUGAGGAUCUUCAAGGAUUCAAUCUGGAGGAACUGCAACAAUUAGAGAAAAUGUUUGAAGCAGGAUUAAGCCGAGUGUUUGAGACCAAAAGUGCACGAAUGAUAAAUGAGAUCGCUGCCCUUCAAAGAAAGGGUGCUCAAUUGAUGGAAGAGAAAGACCAAUUGGAAAAGCAGAUAGUGAUGGUUUCUAAAGGAAAGAGACUCCUUGCUGGUCAAUCAGAUUCUAUGAACCUUGAAGAAGGCCAGUUUUCGGAGUCUGUCGCCAAUGUUUCCAGCUGCAAAAAGGUUCUUCCACUGGUAGACGAUUGCUCUGAUACAUCCCUGAAACUUGGGCUACCUUUUAACUAGUACUAAAUGGAAAGGGGAAGAGAUGAUAUCCACAAGGAAUAAGCCAGCCUUGGACGUCAUCAGCAUUUUGUUAUGUAUAAUAAUGGAAUGUGAAAACAAAAUCAAAUUGUGAUAGUUUGUUUGCCUUGUUUGGGUUAAUUGAAUUAAUGUAACACUCCUAAUUAAGUAAGGGCCUGUUUGGUAUGCCCUCCUUUUUUUUUUUUCUUUUUUUUUUCUGCAUUUUGCUUCAACUCAAAACAAAAACAAAUGUUUUAUUGUAAAAGUGUU